Molecule: messenger RNA, 1106 nt
Organism: Neoarius graeffei (lesser salmon catfish)
Lineage: Eukaryota; Metazoa; Chordata; Actinopteri; Siluriformes; Ariidae
Gene: zfand1
Product: zinc finger, AN1-type domain 1
Exons: 8
Coding region: 6-818 (270 amino acids)
Biological process (GO): cytoplasmic stress granule disassembly
Cellular component (GO): cytoplasmic stress granule; cytoplasm
Molecular function (GO): zinc ion binding
Source: RefSeq, a predicted model, not a curated record
GCAAAAUGGCUGAAUUGGAUAUUGGAAAGCACUGUCAGAUUGAGUGUUGUAAGCAAAAAGACUUCCUGCCGUUUGUAUGUGAGAGCUGCUCUGGAGUGUUUUGUCUUGAACACAGAAGCAGAGCUUCACACUCCUGUCCAGAGGUCCCACUGAAGAGGGAUGUCUUGGAGCCAGGGGUUAGUACAUCAUAUCCAUGCGCAUUUCAGGACUGUAAAGGCAGGGAGCUUCUACCUGUAAUCUGUCAACAUUGUCAAAAACAUUUCUGUCUUGGUCAUCGACAUCAGGAAGACCAUAAGUGUGAGAAGUUGGAGACGCCCACACCUCGAAUGGUGGCAACACAGGAACUUGUGCAAAAAAUAAUAGAAUCAAAGAAGAAUGCACCAAGCAGUAAAAGCAGAAAAGGAGCGAAGAAUAGUGCUACAGCUGCGAAAGUUGCCCUUAUGAAGCUAAAGCUACAUGCUACUGGAGAUAAAGGACUGCCACAGACAGAGCGGACGCAUUUCCAGGUGUUUCUACCAAAAGAUCGGAACGCAUCCAGCCUGCCCAUGUUCUUUAGCUCCAAGUGGAGUGUGGGUAAAGUGGUCGAUUUUGCAGCAGCUCAGGCCAGCCUAAAGAACAACAACAACGUGCUCACAGCCAAGAAACUGCGCUUGUGCCAUCCUGAAACCGGGGAGGCCUUUAAAAUGGAUGUGUGUCUCCAGUCGCUGCUGUCACUCUCCGAUUCUCCUCUCUAUAAUGGAGGCAAAGUGAUCUUGGAGUAUCUGGAUAAUGAGAGCUCUGGAGUUGAAGACGUCACAGCCUACAUUCCUUCCUCUUGAUUUAAAAAUGCUAACAUAGAAUUAAUGCUGUAAGAAUUUGGAUUCAAGAUCAGAUACGAACUCCUUCUGCUCCAUGUUAACAUUUCGAGGUCAGCAGCCAGACUCCAGUGCUGAUGUCGGAGAAAACUGAGAUUAGUGUGAUUUUUUUUUUUUUAAGAUUAUGUAAGCAAUUAUUGGAUGAUUUCGAGUUCAUGCUCAAUUCUGGCCACAAACACUGUUUGCUCUACUUGUCUUAUUACAUCUGUAUAUAACCUGGUAGCUGGUCUAAUAAAAGUUGUCUGUGGUUAA